Molecule: messenger RNA, 2674 nt
Organism: Oncorhynchus kisutch (coho salmon)
Lineage: Eukaryota; Metazoa; Chordata; Actinopteri; Salmoniformes; Salmonidae
Product: sodium- and chloride-dependent GABA transporter 2
Exons: 15
Coding region: 102-2018 (638 amino acids)
Biological process (GO): amino acid transport; sodium ion transmembrane transport; nitrogen compound transport
Cellular component (GO): plasma membrane; cell projection
Molecular function (GO): gamma-aminobutyric acid:sodium:chloride symporter activity
Source: RefSeq, a predicted model, not a curated record
UUCUCAGUUUUGUCUUUUCAGAGCGCUCUGCCAUACAGUAAGUCCACAUAGGCAAAUUUAGCAUAACAUUCAGGUGAUAAAAAUACGAGAAAAACAUUGUGAUGAAUGAAGUUGAGAGGCGUUCAGCGGAAAUGCUUGAAGAAUGCUGCUCAGCUACAAAGCGUGGAGAAUGUGUUAUGGAAAAGCAUAAUGAUCCCAAUUUGAGGUUCAAUAUGCUUUCCCAGCAGGAGAUGGGUCUGGUCCAUCCUGUCCCUGUGCCAAGCACCCAGACCAGGGGACAGUGGUCAAGCAAGCUGGAGUUCCUCCUGGCUGUGGCCGGACAGAUCAUAGGCUUGGGAAAUGUAUGGAGGUUCCCAUAUCUGUGCUACAAAAAUGGAGGAGGGGUGUUCUUCAUCCCUUAUGUGCUCUUUCUGUUCACCUGUGGCAUUCCACUCUUUCUCCUGGAGACCUCCUUGGGCCAGUACACCACGCAGGGCAGCAUCACCUGCUGGAGGAAGAUCUGUCCCUUGUUUGAAGGACUGGGUUAUGGUAGUCAGGUGGUAGUUCUAUAUUCCAGUAUCUAUUACAUCAUCAUUCUAGCCUGGGCCUUCUUCUACCUCUUCUCCUCAUUCAGCUCUGAGCUCCCCUGGGCCAGUUGUAGAAACAGCUGGAACACAGCAACCUGCAUGGAGUUUGACAGAAGAGUAGUGGGACAUCUAAAUUGGACAGUAGCAGGGAACGCAACAUCGCCAGUGAGAGAGUUCUGGGAAAGGAGAGUUUUGAGUCUCACAGACAGUCCAAACAAGCUAGGCAGUGUUCGCUGGGAGCUGGCUCUGUGUCUUCUACUGUCAUGGAUUGUCUGUUACUUCUGUGUCUGGAAAGGAGUGAAGUCUACUGGGAAGGUGGUCUACUUCACUGCCACCUUCCCCUACCUGAUGCUGGUGGUGUUGCUGGUCCGUGGACUCACACUGCCGGGGGCAAUAGAUGGUAUCAAGUUCUACCUUUACCCAGAUCCAGCCCGCCUCACUGACCCACAGGUGUGGAUGGAUGCUGGAACACAAAUCUUCUUUUCCUAUGCUAUCUGCCUCGGCUGUCUGACUGCUCUUGGCAGCUACAACAAAUAUGACAACAACUGUUACAAGGACUGUGUGUACCUGUGCCUUUUGAACAGUGGAACCAGCUUUGUGGCCGGUUUUGCGAUCUUCUCUGUUCUGGGCUUCAUGGCUUAUGAACAAGGGACAGACAUCUCAACAGUGGCCGAAUCAGGUCCUGGCCUGGCAUUCAUCGCCUACCCUCGUGCCGUGGCCAUGAUGCCAUUACCCCAGCUUUGGGCCAUCUUCUUCUUCAUCAUGAUAAUCCUACUGGGUUUAGACAGUGAGUUUGUAGGUCUGGAGGCUUUGAUGACAGCCAUCUCAGACAUGUAUCCCUCUUUCUUCCUGGUUGGCCAUCGUCGUAAAGUCCUCCUCCUCAUCAUCAGUGUGGGUAGCUUCUUCAUCGGCCUGGUCAUGGUCACAGAGGGAGGCCUGUAUAUCUUCCAGCUGUUUGAUUACUAUGCCUGCAGUGGGAUGACUCUGCUUCUCUUCGCUCUACUACAGUCAGUGUGUAUCAGCUGGGUUUAUGGUGGAGACCGUCUGUAUGAUAAUAUAGAAGACAUGAUCGGUUAUCGACCAUUACCCAUCAUUAAGUACUGUUUGAAGUAUGUCACUCCAGUCAUCUGCACUGCUACAUUUCUCUUCUCCUUGAUAAAGUUUACUCCACUGAAGUUCAACAACACCUUUCAGUAUCCUUGGUGGGGUUCCGCCGUUGGCUGGUGGUUCACUCUCUCCUCCACCCUCAUGGUUCCUCUAUGGAUGGUUUACAUCGUGAGCGUCACUCCUGGUACACUGAGACAGAGACUGUCCUUCCUCACCACGCCAUCAGAGGAUCUCCCCAUGACCAAGGCCCAGAAGAAUUCCCUCCUGGCCAAGCAGUCAGAGCAGGACAGACCCCUGGGGGACACGGAGAUACCAGCCUGGGGCCACAACCUUUCCUGUAUGUAGCGCUGAUGAGAUGUAGAAGCACUGGUUCUGGGAUGUCUUGGUGUGAAAAAAGAGGUGUGGUCAUUCUGUUUGGCCCAGAAAACCCUAUCUAGAAUUAAUAGAAUUACAGGUCAAUCUUGCUGUCUCAUGUCAGGACGCAGAGAAAGCAUCUGAAGUGAGAUAUUGCGUAAGGUCAUGGCGCACUUGGGUCUUGGCAGAGUAAUGGAUGAAUCAAACACCUUUCACACAACAUGGUGGAAACAAAAACAUGACAUUCGUACUAUUGGUCCCAGUUGGUUAACUGAGUCUGUAUAAACAAGUGAACAAACCAUUUUUUUUUUUAAGAUACAUUUAAUCUUAUAUUUGGGUGGGUUUAAUAUUCCGAUAUACAGUAGUUUUUUCUACUACUAUGUAAUUACUUAAGACUUUGUGAAGUAUGACAUUUGUGAAAAUAUAUCGAUGGUUAACGAGAAGGGAUUGUGUAGAUGCUGCCGCGAUGCCGGUCAGUUUGAUCGCGUAAAACGAAUUGCAGAGAAUCUUUGAUAAAAACUAAAAGUCUUAAUUCAAUGAUAGUAAAGACACGACAAUGCAUAUAUAGUAGAAACACUGUAAAAUACUGUGAUAAGAUUUGAUGCCAAUAUCAAUAAAGUCAACAAACCUUGUGCCAUGAUUUAUAA